Messenger RNA from Anopheles aquasalis, 718 nucleotides. RefSeq names its product U6 snRNA-associated Sm-like protein LSm8. Gene Ontology annotation, molecular function: mRNA binding. The record is from RefSeq and is a predicted model, not a curated record. Lineage: Eukaryota; Metazoa; Arthropoda; Insecta; Diptera; Culicidae. Gene Ontology annotation, cellular component: precatalytic spliceosome; U4/U6 x U5 tri-snRNP complex; U6 snRNP. Gene Ontology annotation, biological process: mRNA splicing, via spliceosome.
ACAAACUGCCGUCACGGACUGUAACAGGAUUCCGCCGAAUAUUUCCGUACAGUGGAACCUUUUUCCGGCUUUUGGAGGACACCAUCGACCCUUUUUAGCUACUAAGAAACCGUGGGCAAUUGUGGAAAUUUGAGGACCCAUCGGACAACGCAAGGAACGCGGGAAAGGAAAAGCCGCGCACAGGACCGUGGAUACCCCGCACACGGACCACAGAGAAUUCGCGAGAAAUGUCCGGAUUGGAGUCGUACGUGAACCACACCGUGUCCAUAAUCACGGCCGACGGGCGGAAUUUUGUCGGCACGAUGAAGGGCUUUGAUCAGACGAUCAACAUCAUCCUGGACGAAUCGCAUGAGCGUGUGUACUCCAUGAGCACCGGCAUCGAACAGGUCGUCCUCGGACUGCACAUUAUCCGGGGCGAUAACGUGGCCAUCAUCGGGCUGCUGGACGAGAGCGUGGACAGCAAGCUAGACUUUUCGGCCAUCCGCGGCGUGCCACUGGAACCGGUGGUGCACUGAUUGUGGCACAACCGGUUCGCGGACGAUAGAUUUAAUGCAGGUUAAAGUUGUACCAUACUAUGCACCUCUCGUGCAUGCAAUCGGUAACCGGAUUUACCGUUCUUAAGACGAGGAAUCGUUACUGGUAUCGAUUUAGGCAUAAGUUUUCCUCUCAUCGUGGUUAAUAAAAAGUGGCUUUAACACAGAGCCAUAUCACACUUUUA